Coregonus clupeaformis (lake whitefish) is the source of this 483-nucleotide messenger RNA. Its product is annotated as phosphatidylinositol N-acetylglucosaminyltransferase subunit Y. The transcript has a single exon. The record is from RefSeq and is a predicted model, not a curated record. Lineage: Eukaryota; Metazoa; Chordata; Actinopteri; Salmoniformes; Salmonidae. Bases 98 to 310 code for a protein of 70 amino acids.
CACUAGUGGAACCAGCACAAAGUCAUAAAACACCAAAUACUUAUUAAGAUCUUGACCCUGAACCGUGUAUAAAAUAACUUGUAAGCUGAAAGUCAAUAUGUUUUCACUGUCUACCCUUACAGUACUGGUUCCCAUAGUCUCCCUAUUUGGACUUUUCUACUCUGCGACAGUGGAUGAGAAUUUCCCACAGGGAUGCACCAGCACUAGCAGUGUGUGUUUCUACAGUCUUCUGUUACCAGUAACGAUCCCUGUCUAUGUGUUUUUCUAUCUUUGGAAAUGGAUGGGAAUCAAGCUGUUCAGGCACAACUAGUGUAUGCUUUACAUUAAUAUUUUUUUUACAGCAGAAUGGUGUGAAUAUUAAAUAAAGGUAUUACAUUAUUGGUACUAAAGUGGAUAUCAUGGGUGUUGUAUCGCUACCAAAACCAGCACAUGAUUCUGUAAGUAAUAAAUGGAAUGACAAAUUAAACUUUAUUUGAUGAGUGA